Molecule: messenger RNA, 489 nt
Organism: Exserohilum turcica Et28A
Lineage: Eukaryota; Fungi; Ascomycota; Dothideomycetes; Pleosporales; Pleosporaceae
Exons: 1
Coding region: 1-489 (162 amino acids)
Source: RefSeq, a predicted model, not a curated record
AUGGACCAAAGGCUCCCAUUCCUGGACGGCGAAUUUCAGAGAAUUGCCAACGACCUACGCCAAGUUGUGGAGCAGUUUGUGUCGUCUAUGAUAGCUAGCACCACCAACCUGAAUUCAUGUAUUAAACAUCUGUCGAAUCUCGAUGUCUGUUGUUCGGAACAUGGCGCAUCGCCGAAAGCAGUUGGCCAAGCAGCACAUAUCCUACUAGAGAGGGAUACAGCAGAGGGCAUCGAGAACGAAAUCGCAAUCGAAGAUAUGGUAUUGAUCGUGUCUAGAGAUAUAAAGUGGGAUGGAAUUAGCAUGCCUAAACCCAAGUACUCAAAGACAACAACAAUCCGGAAUCUAGAAUCAUGGCAAAAGACCGGACAAAGGGGCACAAUCAUGUCGUGGCUUCGGUCCCAACAGGUUCGCUAUAAUCCAGACAGAGAAGAUAUCUAUUUGCUAUGUCCCAACGAAUACAACAACGUGGUUGCAAAAAAUGAACACUAG